AUGGUUGAAAUCACUAUGAUUAGUGUAUUAUUUUUUAUGACAGAUUCCUUUUGUUUAUGGAAGACAUAAUUCAAAGAAUAAACAUUUACAACGCCUUCGAAUUGGUAAAUUACUGGGGCAUAUAGUGGAAAUAGAGUUUGCACCUGCUCAGGUCUAAGUGUUUUUGGGGGAUAUUGUAUUGUUGGUGCAGGAAGCUAAAUGCAUGGGUCAUAUUCAAAUAUUCCGAAUCAUACUGAGAUAAAAGUGGUAUUAAAAGUUUACUAUAUUGAUUCAUGGGAUACAGAGACAACUGAAAUUAAUGUUGCUGGAUUAGUUUAACAGAGAACUUGGUUUUUUGAAUGGGGAUCAAGUGAUUUUUGUGGAUCAGCUUAUUAAGAUGGGUACUUUUGGGACACUUUUUAAGGAAGUCAUACUGCAGAUUCAUUUUCUAUUCAUGUUUCAAAUGGAUUAAACGAAGAUCCAUGUAAUGGUAAAUUUAACAUUAAACUUUUAGAAUCAUUAGGGUUAAGGGAUGUAUCAAUAUAUCUAAAACCUGUUUAAUGCGUACAAUAUUUUAGUGAAUGUAAUUAUACUGGAACAAUGAAAUAAAUUUGUCAAGGAUCACCAAAUUUAGAUAGAAGAAAUAUACCUUAGUAAAUAAAAUCAAUUAGACUUCAUGGUUGUGGAAGAGUUACUCUAACAAAAAAAGGUUAGGGUUCAAUAACAAUAACUGAAAAUGUUCCUUGUUUGACAGAAUUCGAUGUAAUUUAUUAAGUUUAAGUUGUAGUUUCCACCAGUUGAAAAUGUAAAUAGAUGA
Molecule: messenger RNA, 796 nt
Organism: Paramecium pentaurelia
Lineage: Eukaryota; Ciliophora; Oligohymenophorea; Peniculida; Parameciidae
Source: the annotation of a GenBank genome assembly